UCUGACUUGCAUUCUUGCUGAGUAGGUUAGGGAAAUGGUUAAUAAUGUGGUGUUUUUCUAAUAAUGUAGUUUUGAACUGCCCAUGAAUGUAAAAAACGAGGAGUUACAUGUGACCGGUGGAGACAUUGUUGGGAGCCGUUGAAGCACUGUUUACUCCGGUUGCUGUGUGUUAACGUGUUUUAGCAAUGUCUGAUGCUGAACCUGAAACAAACCUUGACAGUGGAGGCCAUAGUGGUGUAACAGUGGAAACUGAAAGAGCUCAUGCAGAAGUCAGGGAACAAAAUGUGCUGAAGGAAGAACAUUAUGAUGAGGGAACAGCUACCACUAGAAAUGACCAGGCCAUCUGUUAUCUUCAGGGAAGGGGUUCUCAGGAAAAUUACCAGAAAAUUUUGCACAGUACAGAGGCAAAAACAAUUAGUCAGAAUACUCCUUCUGCUGUGGUGAUAGAUGAAGUGAGCCAAGAAAGAAAAAAUACUGUGGAUGCUGAAAAAAUUGGGGAGCAAAAUGUACUGGAGGGAAUUGGGGAGCAAAAUGUACUAGAGGGAGAAGGUCAUGAUGAAGGAACUACAACACCUACAAGUGAUCAGGCCAUCUCUUAUUCACAGGGAUGGGAUUAUAAGGAAAGUGACAAGAAAAGGGAUCUAAAUAUGCUGGAGGGAGAGCAUCAUGAUGAAGGAUCAACAACACCUAUACAUGAUCAGCCCAUCUCCUACCCUCAGGAAUUGUAUUCUAAGGAAAAUGACCAGAAAAAGGGGCAAAAUGUGCUGGAGGGAGAAUGUCAUGAUGAAGGAAAAGCAACAUCUAUAAAUGAUCAGACCAUAUCUUACCUUCAGGGAUUGGAUUCUAAAGAAAAUGACCAGGAAGGGGAGCAAAGUGUGAUGGAGAGAGAACUUCAUGAAAAAGGAAUAGCAACACCUACAAAUAAGCAGGCCAUCUCUUACCAACAUGGAAAGAAUUCAAAGGAAAUUGACCAGAAAAUUCCUCAUAGUACAGAAACAAAAACAAUUGGUCAGGAUAUUCCUUCCACUGUGUUGGUACCUGAAGUGAGCCAAGAAAGAAAAAGUUCUGUGAAUACAGAAAAAAAGCCAUUGUUUCACACCCCUUCCCCAUCAGAGGAUUCUCUAGUUUACACUGCUACUCCCAGUAUGGUAUUUGAAGAAAAAGAAAAGGCUUUUUUCAGCUCAAACCCACUUAAUUUAGUUUGGUCGUUUGGGAUAAACCAAAAUAUCCCUGUGUACAACCUCCAUGACAAAACCAGACAAGUCAUUCUAUACACUUGUGCACAUACUGCUGUAAUGCUUGACUGCAGCACAAACACUCAGCACGUUUUCCAGGGUCACUGUAGUCCUAUUUCAUCAGUUUGUGUAAGUGAAGAUAGGAGAUGGGUUGUAACAGCCGACAAAGGUCUGGAGAGUCUUAUCAUCAUCUGGGAUUCCUACUCAGGCAUUCCUGUGCAGACCCUUUUUGAUAGCCAUCCUGAAGGUGGAGUUGCUGCCAUAGCUAUGACUGGGGACAGUAAAUAUUUGGCAACAGUUGGAGCGGGAACUCCACAGCAAGUGUGUAUCUGGGAUUGGGCAUCUGACAAGGAGGGACCACUAUGUUCUAAAGAUCUGGAUUCAAGCUAUGGCUACCAGGCAUAUAUGAUAUUUGAUCCUAAGGACAAUUUCCAGUUGAUCAGCAGCAGCAGCACCCAAGUCAUAUUUUACCUAUGGAAAGGCAACAAGCUGGAAUACAUAGCACCACAUCUCACAAAUGAAACAUUCAACAAAGUUGUGGGGAAGUUCACUCAGUCCAUUUUCCAUUUCACCAUUUCACAAGCUCUUACGGCAACUUCUGUGGGAAAUUUGGUUGUCUGGGAUGCCAUCCAGAUUUCAAAUGCUCCAGCAGAAACAGAAAUAAAACCGCACAAUAAAAAAGCUAUUAAACUGGUACCUAUGCAAAAAGAUGAAAUUACUGUGCUUACAGUGUCUGACAGGUAUAUUGUAACUGGUGAUGUCCGAGGUUUCAUCAGAUUCUAUGAUAGCCUGCUCAACUUGGUUAACUGGUACAGUAGUUUCAACUUGGGGCCUAUUCAGUCUAUUUCCUUUUCUAAAGAGCUUCCACAUCCAGCCACUGGUCAAACACAUUACCCUGCUGACUGCACCAUCCAGAGUAAACCAUUUGUCAUCAGAAAUUUUGUCGUAUCCACAUCUGAUGCGUCAGUGGUUCACGUAACUGCAGAUGGGACAAAGGUUGAAGCAUUACUUCAGGAAGCCAAUUCGACUGUGUAUGCCAUAGCAUGUCACCCUGAAAAACCUAUUGUGUGCAUAGCAAGCUAUUCUGGGAUGCUGAAAGUGUGGGAUUAUAAAAAGAAAAAAUAUAUCUGCAGCAGGAUUUUUAAAGCUGGACAGUACAUUCACUGUCUGACAUAUAACAUCAAAGGUACACUGCUUGGGGUUGGAUUCACUGACGGAAGUGUUCAAAUUCUGGAGAGCUUAACAUUGAAAGAUGAAUGUGCUGAACCUUUUAGAUAUGCCAGUGCACCAAUAACUCAUAUGAGCUUCUCCCAUGAUUCCCAGUAUUUGGCUACAGCAGAUGAAGGCUUUACUGUUACUGUAUACAAAAUCUCACAAGAAAAUGGAAACACAGUUUGGGCAUAUUUGGGAAGAAUGCGAAGUCAUUAUAAACUAAUUCAGACUAUUAUGUUUGGAAUACAUCCAGAUAACAACCAGCCAAGGCUUUUAUCUCUUGGCUCAGACAGAGUGCUUGUAGAAUAUGACUUUCCUAAUAGCAGUAAGAAUGAUCUGCGAAUUCUUGGCACUGAUCGAAUAGAACAAAGUGGCAUCCCAAAAUGUAUGGCUUGGUACCCACCGAUCACUAAAGAGAGUUUUAUCUUGACAGCAAAUGACCAGUAUAAAAUGAAACUCUUCAAUUCCACUACUAAAAUGUGCAGGAAAACUCUGUUGGGCCCAACAUAUAUCUCUCCACUUGAGAAGAUGAUAAUCCUUCCAAGAAUAAACACUCACAAUCCUGGAAAACAAUACCUGGCAUAUAUUACAAAAGACAAGGUUGGCCUUCAGAUCCUACCUGUUGAUGGGAAUCCCCAUAAAUCAUCUGCCAUUAUUAGUCAUCCAGGUGGUGUCUAUAACCUUGCCUGCUCCUAUGAUGGUGCUUAUCUUUUUACAGCAGGUGGUGAAGAUUGCACUGUCCUAAUGUGGGAAGUUAAUAUACAGGCUUUGGAAGCUGCUGCUGCCCUUGGAGGAACAGAUCUGAUCCCAUUUUAUGCUUUACUGGAUGGUGGUCGAGAAGGAGAACUUUUUAAGGAACUUGAAGAUUACUUUUACUAUGCACAGCUACGUAGCCAGGGUAUUGACACAAUGGACACAAGGCAGGUGUCUACUCAUAUUCCCUUAGUGGAAGUUCCUUUUGUAAUGCGAGCUUUGGGGUUCUACCCAUCAGAACAGGAGGUUGAAGACAUGCUAAAUGAAAUCAAAUUUAGUGAAUAUGUUGACACUGGAAAAUAUGUGACAAGUAUAGAUUUGGGAGACUUCAUUAGACUUUACAUAAAUCACAGACCAGCCUUUGGCCUUUCUGUGCAAGAACUGCAACAUGCAUUUGAUACUCUUGGCUGUGACAGUGAAAGUGGCGAGAAAACAAUGGAGAGAGGACAGCUUCUACAACUUCUGCAAAUCAAGGGUGAACACAUGACUGAGGAGGAACUUGCAGAAUACUUCACCACCCUGCUGGGCUUGAAUCCUGAAGGAGGAAGAUGUGAGAUAGGCAGUUAUGACUCCAAAGAUGCUGCAGCAUUACUUGAGAAAGCUAUUCCUUCAAAAAUGACACACCAAAUAUUCACAGUUGAGCUUCUGGGACUGCAAACUGGCGUAUCAGAGGAAGAGUCUUCUGAAGAACCCAUCACAGCUUGUACAUCUGCAAUGUCCUGAAUGACUUAGCCACUCUCUACUUUAAAAGUUUCUUAGUAACUAACUUUCCAUUUAUUUCUUUUGAAACACAGACAUUUAUGUGUAUAAUAAACCUAUUAUCCUUUUAUUUUAAAAAGUAUUGAUUUUCUUUAGUUCAGAUACCAUGCAUAGUCUCUUAAUAAAAUGAAAAGAAACAGCUCCAUAA
This is a messenger RNA of Protopterus annectens (West African lungfish), 4107 nucleotides long. It is a transcript of the gene CFAP251, whose product is annotated as cilia and flagella associated protein 251. NCBI's taxonomy places the organism in Eukaryota, Metazoa, Chordata, Ceratodontiformes, Protopteridae. Gene Ontology annotation, molecular function: protein binding. Gene Ontology annotation, cellular component: sperm flagellum. The record is from RefSeq and is a predicted model, not a curated record. The transcript is spliced from 21 exons. Bases 186 to 3923 code for a protein of 1245 amino acids.